AGGAAGGGCUAUUCCAGCAUGUCAAAGACAACUUCAUCAUCAUCAAGCCAGAGUCGUCGGAAAGACUCACCGGAAGAAAGGGAGGACCGGCGAAACAAUCCAACCACGAGGACGGACUAUUCAGCCUUUUUCAAAGACCCAAACUUUGUUAAAGGAAUAUCAAACCUGAUAACACAGAUCCGGCCCUCUACGUCUCAAGCACCUAAAACCCCAGCCAAAAAAGACCUUACCAACACCCUCAAAGGCAAGGAAGCGAACGUUUGUGAAGAAACCACCCGGUCGCCCGGGAGCACGAAGAAAAAAUCCACCACCCGGACGGGAAAUGAACAGACGGACGAAAGUCGCUCGGUCACGGACACUCGAACCCGAAACACCACCCGGUCGGUUUUCAGACGGCUGGGAAAAAACAUGGCCGACGACGACUUGAGGAGAACAUUGACCAGAAGGCGAACGACUCAAGCCGAAGAAGACGAAAUGAAGAGCCUCCGAAGAAGAAUAGCCGAACUCGAAGCUCGGCGUUCGGCCCAAAAACGACUAGUUUCCACCGGACAGGAUCUGACGGAAGUCCCUCUCAAACGAGCCACGACAACCUCAAGGGCACGAACAGAUCAGGAGCAACGAGGCGAGACGAGCGCAUCCGGGGGAAGGAAAAGGACAGUGUCCAGACGAGACGAGGAACAUUCGGUUCACAUCCCAAUCCGAAGAAGCGGACCGCCCACAAGGGUCAAUACGAGCCGGGAAAGUUCGAGCGUGUCAAGAAGACAAGUCAAGCCAUACGUCCAAAAAGCAUACAGCACAGGACACCAAGUCAGUCGAGCGGAGGUCAACCGACACAUUCCCAUGCCCACAAAUCUAAUAAUGUUUUCGGAUAAAGAUUCUCUCCCGUUUGAUAAUCCACACUCAGAUGCGCUCGUAAUCACAGCCCCCAUUUUCCGAAUCCCAGUCCACCGAAUCAUGGUGGACACGGGGGCGUAUUCAAGUAUCUUAUACUGGACCGCAUUCCUUAAAAUGGGGAUAGACCAAAGCGAACUGCGCCCAUGCAACGACCACAUAACUGGAUUCAACGGACAGGCAACCAUUCCCGAAGGAGAAAUCACAUUACCGAUCGAGCUCGGGGGAUCAGGAGCAAACGGACGCAGGAUCAUGGAGACUUUCAAAGUGGUGAAAACGGCCAGCGAGUACAACGCCAUCCUCGGGCGAACGGCCUUAUACAAGCUGAAGGCGGCCGUAUCAAUCUUCCAUUAUUCGAUCAAAUUCCCAACUGAGAAUGGCACGGGAGUCCACUACGGCAACCAAAGGGAAGUAAGGGAGUGCAUCAUGGCGAUCCCGUCAUUAGAAAUACACUCAGUCAUGAUGGCGAACGAGGAGGAGAAACUGAUCGUCGAGUCAGUUGUAGAGCCCGAACAGUCAGACGAGCAGGAAGUUUCGUCCGAACGGUCGGACAACAGUGCGGCCAAAGGAUACACGAACGAACAAAAGAGGAUGAGUGAAGAACCGAUAGAGGGCCCAGAAGAGGAAGACAAAUACCCUAUGCUGACGUCAUCAAACGCAAACACGCCUUCACCCCCGAGAGACGGACAGGGCAAAAAGGCUGUGAAAGAAUCGGAGGCCGAUCAAACCGACCCAAAAGGAGAACAAAACCAGAA
This is a messenger RNA of Striga hermonthica, 1646 nucleotides long. NCBI's taxonomy places the organism in Eukaryota, Viridiplantae, Streptophyta, Magnoliopsida, Lamiales, Orobanchaceae. The record is from the annotation of a GenBank genome assembly.